AUGUACAUGGACACGCGGCUGCAGCAGCAGUUCUGGGGCUAUGGUGGCUACUCGCAGCGCGAUCUCUACUCGCAGCGCGAUCUCUACGAGCCUCCUCCACCGGUCCCCAACCCCAGUCCCCCCAUCGGUCGCCUCGCGCGCCCCCCGCUACUCGUCAUCCCGCCGAUCGUUCCCGCUCCGCUCACCCCCACCCCAGUUGCGCUGAUGCGGGAGAUUGAGCGCUACAACCGGAAGAAGAACGCGGAGAGGGCGGAAAAGCUAGCGGCCGAUCGCCCCGCGGGCCCCCCCGUGCGUCCGCGCAGGCGGAGGGUUUGGGACGACAUGUUCUUUGACCUCCCCCCGACGCCCCCUCCCCGACGCGCGUCUGCUCCCGCCGCGCCUGUCACUCGCGUUAUUCCGUCGGAGCCACUUCAGGUCGUCACUGCUAGUACCGCGCCCGCGCCUAGCACUGCUAAUACCGCGAUUAACACUGCUCCCGCGCCUGUCGUUCGCGCCGCUCCUUUGAAGCCACUCAAGGAACUCAACGGCGCGCUUCCGCCGCCACUGCCGCUGACACUCUCCGCAUUGAACGGCGCAUCAAACGCACUCGCUCCAGAGAAUGGCAAGGCGGGGAGUCUCUUAUCAAGUCCUGGAACGUCAGCACUGCCAAAUGCUGCUGCUGCCUCUGCUGGAAAGAAGUGUCACAGGGAACCGCUGGCUUGCUCUGUCGACCUGCAAGCCCUUGGCUCGUUCCUCUGCUCCUGCCUCUCCGCUCUGCUGCUUAACACGUUGGGGGAAAGCUCAACGAGCCAAGGCUCAGAGGGUCAAAGCUGGAAGGAAGGAAAUGGGACGCCUAUGCCUGCAGCUGCACCUGCAAUUGCAACAGGAGCAGCUGUGAUGUCAACAGGGCUGAAUGAUAUGCUGCUGGCGCAGGCAAGAGUGCAGGAAUGCGAGAAUGUGAGGUUGACGGAAGGGGAGGGAGGAGGCGAAGUUUCAGGAUGGGAAGAGAUUCCAGUUUCUUUGCGCCUGCAACCCAAGCGGCCGCUGUCACCGCUUGCGCCACUGCUAUCCCCCAUAUCAGCUGCCUCAGUAGGAGCACUUUCGCAGCUGAUGUUCCAACCACCGUUGAUUUUACCUGGGAUAUUGCCAUCUGGGAAGGCGAUGCAUCCUGGCCGUCGGUGGAGCCCCUCGUCUGUUCUGGCCUCACAUUCGCCUGCCUCCGACACGUCAUCAUUAGAGGGAAGGACUCCGUUCACAGAGGAAACGCGUUAA
This is a messenger RNA of Closterium sp. NIES-65, 1251 nucleotides long. Lineage: Eukaryota; Viridiplantae; Streptophyta; Zygnematophyceae; Desmidiales; Closteriaceae. The record is from the annotation of a GenBank genome assembly.